CUCGAAGUUGGCGGCAAGGCGUUCUCAUCGACAGUCGUCUGUGCGAUUUCACGAAAGCACUUCAUCGAUCGAGGACGACACAUUUCUCCCCCUUGCGCCGUGGUUUGUGGACUUGAAGGGGAGCGAAGAAUUUGUUGUCAAGCACCCCGCAUCUUCGCGUGGGCGGCUACGAAUGCAAAGACCGCUCGAGUGUGGUUGGCCGUAAAUGUGAUCUCACAUUUGUGCACGGCACGUUCAGCAAUCAGAAGAGUCAGAUAUUCGAGGAGUCCCGCGGCGUGCACCAGAGAUUUUAGGUCAAGUGUGUGAGUCUCGACUCAUGCGCACGCUUCACGCCAGCAGUUUUCCUGCUCGGCGCGUCCAUUUCUCACGUGCCGUCGGGAAGCUCUUCGCGCGUGGACGGGACAAGACGCCGUCGGCAGGAGCAAGCAGAUCGGCGAGCUCGAAAAGGAGGCGCCUGGUCGCCGCGAGGUGAAUGUCGUGGUGCAAGGCCGUGCACGCGUCACUUCUGUUUCUGCUGUGCAAGCCCUUUCGUGGCAGUGACGAUCUACCACUCUUACGGCGACCGGAAGAAUGCAAGGUGUUUCCGUCGGACCGGACCUAUGAAUUGAGCACUCUGGUCUAUUCAUCCGGCACCGGCUUUCAAGCGCUUUGCGCCAUAGCUUGUUCAGCGGCUCCACAUGCUCUGGCUUUGCAAGACGUGCCUAGCCCUAUCACCGGUCCACAUGCCGGCCCUCUCUCGGUCGAGCCGCCACGCGAGUUAUCGACCAUCUAGCAAGACUCCACUUGCCUCACCAUUGCUAGCGUUCAGGCUCCAGUCUUUGUCAGCACCCAGUGCGAAUAGCGUCUGCUAGUGUCGCCUGUAGAUUGUGCUUCCCUGGUCUGAUUUGACUAGCUCGCUGACUGCACUACCUGAGGACUGCUCAGCCUCGAGGCUUUGGAGAGGGAGCAUUCGUUUGCCUAUUUGCAGCCGCGCGGCCCUUGACUUUGUGAUACCUAUGGCGCUUGCAAUAGAGUCUGCACACUCGGUCGUGAUGGGUGGGAUGACUAACCUGUGAGUGUCGACCUUCGUUUGGAGUCGCCCUCGCCCUUCCAUUUGACAGCACCCCAAGAAGGAAAUGUUCGAGGCUUGGCGCGCCCUCACGCU
Molecule: messenger RNA, 1144 nt
Organism: Ceraceosorus guamensis
Lineage: Eukaryota; Fungi; Basidiomycota; Exobasidiomycetes; Ceraceosorales; Ceraceosoraceae
Exons: 3
Coding region: 473-772 (99 amino acids)
Source: RefSeq, a predicted model, not a curated record